GAGUCAGACUUCGCUCACAGGAGAUUUACCUGAAAGUGAGUGGAAAACAGCGAGGCCAGGCAACACCCACAAGAUUCUGGAAACAUCUGCCAAACUGCAGAAUGCAAACUGACAAUGUAUUUACUUUAUUCUCCGGGAAGGCUGCCUGGUGCAACGCAUCAUCGCCCUCACCGGCGUGGAAACUGCACUGAUUAGUUACCUGCUUCAAGACGGUCUGUAAACGAUCUGGAAACUGAACACCUUAGCCAGCGAGAGGGCUGGAAUAGAUCAAGGUGAAAUCGUGGAAAGAACAUCCAAUCCGGAGCCUGUGUGAUUCCAGCGAAACCAUCCUGAGACGUUGGACUAUUUGCAGGUUCAGCUGAUAAAGCUGCAAAAACUCGUUGCAAUUGCAGUAUUUCAUGAAGUCUAUCUUGACCGAAUUUUUUUUUUUGGACUGCUUCAUAACAGGUCGCAUCUACAUUAGAUAUAAACUUUGUCUUGAGAAAACCAUCGUGUGAGAUUGCACCGCUGGGUGAAGCACAUUAUUAAUGAGGAGCGAAUUGCUGGAGAGAUUCAACAUGGAGGGAUAGCACUGAUUUGAAGGCCAGCGUUAAGAAAAGCUGCCUCGGCCGACGACUGGGGAACUCCACAAUAUCUUGUCUUGUGAGAUCAUUUCAACUUUCCUCAACGCCAGCCUGGGAGAUGGGACAUAAGCAUCGUCAUUGCUGGAACAAGUAAGGAAGAGAAUUAGGCUAUGAGUUGUGCUUAAAGAUACUGGGUGAUUUCAUAGGAUGGGCUCGGAAUUGUGGACAGUGUGAACGAUUGCAUCUUAUCAACCUGCACUCUUAUUAAGGAGUUUCCUUUGCACUCAAAGCAUAUACAAAGUGGAGCAUGCAUCUGAGACUGUGUUAUUAAUAAUCUUCCAGGUAACCCGAAUGAAAAACAAAUACAAAUGGAUGAUACUGAAGGCAUAACAUUGAAUUUUAAAUAUCUGCAGCAAAUUGAAAUGAAGAAUCGAGUCUGGUGUGAAGUGGAUGCUACUUUCUAACUCAUGAAGUUGCUACUCUCUGAUCUCAUGCGGCAUCCCACAAGUUCUCUCCAAGUUCUAACCCUAUGAAUCUGGUCGAUUAACAUGGACGAUUUCUACCAAACAACCAUUCAAUUUCGAAGUGUGUAGGAAGGAACUGCAGAUGCUGGUUUAUACCGAAGAGAGACACACAAGGCUGGAGUAACUCAGCGGGCCGGGCAGCAGCUCUGGAGAGAAGGAAUAGGUGACGCUUCGGGUCAAGACCCUUCUUCAGACUGAGACUCGCUUGAGAUUUACUGUUUGUUAUUUUUUCCCGGCAUCUUGUAUAUUUUUGCAGGCUGGCUUUAAUAUUUAUUUCCCCUUUGGUGAAGGCUGGGCAAACAUCUCCAGAUGCCGGAGCUAUCGGAGAUCACACCCGGCCGUUCCCCUGCAAACCCUAUACGGAUCCAGCAGAGCAUCUUGGAGGAUCAGGUGGAACUGUGGUGGUUCCAAGAUCUCAAACGUUCGAUCCUGUGUUACUCGGUGGCGGUGGUGCUCAUUCUGGGGACCGGGUUGGGGGGAAUCGUGUUAUUGUCCACGGCAACUAGUAAAUCGAGCGAGUGGCGGCUGGGAGUCGGGACUGUCAUGUGUCUCCUGGCUUUGGGCAUCCUCCUAAAACAGUUACUGAGCUCCGCCAUCCAGGAUAUGAACUGCAUGAGGAACCGGACCCAGAUCAACAAGCUAAGGAGUGGAGGGCUCAUUGAUUAUUUGCUUAUUUUGAUUGCUGGGUCUGUCAUACUUAUUUGUGGCUACGUGCUGAUAAUCCUGGCGAAUUCCGACCCUCGCCUCUCACCGAGGUCCUGGAGCGACAUGUUCAUCGCUGGUGUUGCCAUUACAUUGUCCGGCUCCAUUAUCCUCCUUGUCCUCUUAGUCUACAGCGUCAUCUUCAAAUUUUGUCCCCAUAUAGUACCCGGGGCUUCAGGUGGGGGAGAGCUGAGCAUCUAUGUAAUAUCUACAAGCACUGCACAGGGGAGGCAAAGGGAAGUCUCAUCAAGUGCAGCCAACUUGAUCUGAAAUGGGCACUGACUGACUGUUCAAACAGUGAAAUGACUGGACUAAUGUGCCUCAUUUUUAUGGUGAACAUUGAACAAGUAACGCCACGAAUAAGCUUUUUUAACAAGACCAAUUAAUGCCAGUCGAGAUCAAUUUGUUUGAGUAAUCUUGAAUUUUGGUGGAGACUUGCGGUGGAGGGCAUUGACUACGAGAAGAGAUUUGAGAUUUGCUGAUGAAACUAUUUAUCUGUUGAUGAUCACAAAUGACUAGAGUCUUACAAUUGUAGCUGUCACAAAAUGACACUCACAAAAAAGCGCUUUGGGCUGCAGAAGUUCAGAGGACUAAAUAGAAUUAAUGUCAAACACAAACAUGCUAUGCCUCAGCCAAGUCACUAACAAAAGGUGCUGUGUGGCUGCUAAUAAUAAAUGCAAAUACAUGUUAAAUAUUUA
Amblyraja radiata (thorny skate) is the source of this 2487-nucleotide messenger RNA. RefSeq names its product transmembrane protein 125a (gene tmem125a). The coding region runs from base 1397 to 2059 and encodes 220 amino acids. The transcript has a single exon. The record is from RefSeq and is a predicted model, not a curated record. Lineage: Eukaryota; Metazoa; Chordata; Chondrichthyes; Rajiformes; Rajidae.